AUGGCGUCGGACGUGAAAUCAACAGCUCCGCUUAGCGGGGAGGAUUUAGCCAAUAUUGAGCAAACGCUUCAGCUGCUGACUGAAGGCCCGAGAGCGGACGUGAUAGAAGAGUUAGAUCGAGAGCUUGAGGAAGAUGAGUGCGAUGUUCUCAGGGAUUAUCUGUUCCAAAAGGGGAAGGUAAAAGUAUCUGAGUUAUGUGAUAAUCUCUAUGGCGUACUUGCUGAUCGAGAGGAAGAUCAGGUUCCUAUAAACUUACAACCAAAGCUGCGAAAAGGAAAAAAUAGAAAGGUCACCCUUUUGAAUGAUAUUUCGGAUCUAUAUCUGUUCAUAACGGAUAACAAAAGCUUCCCCAGAUCUAUACUCAGUACAAACAGUUUCCUUCCCGAUGUCAUCGGCAAUAAGGAAUUGCGUCAAAAUGCGUAUCGCAACGAGCGUAAUGCAACAGUGGAUAUAAACAUAACAAUGCUAACCCAGCGAAUUGUGGAACUUGAAGCAGAUAGAGAUAGCCAUAAAAAGGAGAUAAAGGACUUGAAAGAUGAGGUAGGAACGCUAUUUUCGAAACUUUCUAAACUUCAGGUCGAUGUGACCAAUUUCGUCAAAACAUGUACUUGUACAUGUAAACAAUCCGAGGUGCCAGUAACUGGUACUCUGCCAAAACCCCUGAUCCAAGCCAAUUCCAAGCCACAAACAAUCCCAAUUAGUAAGGCGACUACUCUUGAGGAAAUAAUGAGUGAACAACAACAAAUGCUCGAUUUUGCCAAACAACGCGUUAAUGAAGUCAAUAAUGCCAAAGUCUCCAAGUCCAGGACUGUUAAUCCCGAAACAAGCGACUCGUUUUUGUCGCUUAAUGAAACUGUUAUCAAUACAUGUGUAACGGGUGCCAGCACGCCUAAUAAACCCGCAUCAUCUGUUAAAGCAAAAGACCAUGGUUAUUCUAAGACUGAUCAUCCGACCACAGCAAUAGCGCCCGAUCCACAUAAUACAUAUAUUAUUACCGAUUCAACGCCCAUCGAAGUCCCAGGGACCAACAAGAUCUCUUCCCAGCCCAAGAUAAUCAAAGAAACCCCUUCAACGUUCAGUGAAGUGUUAACUUCGCCAUCUAAUGUAUCGGACAAUGCCAGUCAUUUACCAGGGAAAGAAUGGAUGGUUUGGGCAAGCAAUCAAACGUAUAAAAAACAGAAAAUUGCCGCAAAAUCUGCUCACGUCUCACCAUCUACUCAACCAGCCCCACAAUCACAAAACGCAAGAGCUCUACGAGGUGCACCUGUAGACAACAAUGUCUACUCCAAGAGAACUAUAAAAGGAAAACAGUUUGAACGCUAUAAAUAUCUCUAUUUGGAAAAUGUUUUUCAAGAUGAACACGACACUGAUGAUGACAUCUGUGAUGAUGUCAUAAAAUUUGGCUAUGAACACGGUGUUAAAAUAAUGUACUGUCACGUGGUCCACAAUAGAAUGUCGUAUACCCAUGUGGGAUGUAAAAUUGCUGUAGUGGAGUCCAACUUUCAACAGACUAUGAUUAUUGAUUGGCCGGAUCCUAUUGUCUGUAGGGAAUGGCAAAACUGGAAUGAAUAUCGAAGGAUUAGAGGUGGAACUCUUAAUGCCUAUGAUCAAUAAGUCAAUAAACGCUAAAUAUCAAAAAAUCACAAUGAAACACCUGAUCAUUCUAUACUGUAUAUUAAUAAUGGUAAUUUUUACUCAAUGGAAUGCAAAUGGUAUACACUCAUCAGAGAUUUAUUUGCGUGAAUUGUUAAAAAGAAGUCAUAUUGUCGCAGUGUCAGAACAUCGUUUAUAUGAAUGUAAUCUAAACAAGCUUAAUGAUAUUGAUCGUGAUUUUGAGUGCUUAGCAUAUAGUAGCUCAUUACUUAACCCUAUGAAUUGUGGAAUUAGCUGGGGACAUGGCGGAAUAGCCCUUUUUUGGCGUAAAACGUUUAAAAAUGCCAUAUCGCCAGUGCGAGAAUUCUGCACGGAUAGAAUUGCAUGCAUAAAAAUUGAAGGUGAUACGCCUCUGUAUGUCUUUUCGGUAUAUCUGCCUCAGGCAUCGUGUAAAAAUGAGAGCUUUGAGGAUGUUGUUAUUUAUUUAGAAAACUGUAUAUAUAAAUGUGUAGCUACGGGUUAUGUAAUUUUACUUGGUGAUAUAAAUGCGAAUUUUGGUAACUUAUUUCAAACCAAAAGAGCGCACGGUACAUGCACUGUAAAUGGUAAAAUGAUGUAUAAUUGUAUGUUGCGUAAUGGGUUAACAUCUCUUGAUUUGCAAAGUCGAACAAGCGGCCCUUGCUAUACAUAUGAAUCAGGUACUGGGUACAAAUCAUAUAUAGAUCAUAUACUGGUGUCCGAAGAACUACUACCUGCGUGUUUAAGCUGUAAAGUACUGGCAGAUAGUUUUACAAUUGGAUGUGGUCAUCUUGCUAUAGAAUCUGAAAUUGAUCUGCCAUCUAUUUUAAUGCAAAAAAGUUCUCCUUGUGCGUCAAUCAAGCCAAGUUUUGCAUGGCAUAAAUUAACAGAUCAAUUAAAGGGUGAUUACACAAAUGAUGUUGAUACUCAGGUAAAGAGAUUAAUUAGCGAUAUUUCCAAGCUUAAUGUUAUCGAUAAGGCAGUAAUUGAUGCCUACUUUUCCAGGCUAGAAAAUCUCUUAUUAGAGAAGUCAAACUUAUACGUGCCAAUUAAACAAUUUUGCAAGCACCAGAAACCCUUCUGGAAUGUGGAGCUUACUGAACUUGUGCGUAAAAGGAAGCUUGCUUGGCGCGAAUGGGUUCGGGCUGGUAGGCCCAGAGAUUGCUCAAAUGUUUUUAGACGUGCUUUUAAAAAUGCGAAACGUGCCUUUUCAAAAUUGUAUAAUCUAAUGAAAAAUGAGUAUGAACUGGCACAGCUCGACAACUUGUACUAUGCUGAUGAUUUAGAUCAGAAUAUGUUCUGGCACCUUGUAAACAAAAGUAGAUUAUAUGUUAAAAAAUCGGGUAAAUCAAUCAGAAAUGAUAAUGGUCAAGUAAUUACGGAUCCAGUGGAAGUAUGUCAAGAAUGGAAACUGUAUUUUAGUCGAUUAGCUUCUUACGACAAAAGAGACAUCUUUAAUUCAGACUUUGAACAAUAUGUAAAUGAUGAUAUUUCAAGGAUGGAAUUGAAUUGUAUGAAUAAUUUUGAUGGCAUUUUUGACAAUGGUAUAUCCGAAUGUGAUGUUAAGAAGUCAAUAGGGAAACUAAAUAUGAAAAAAGCAGCUGGCCACGACAGUAUCAAUUCUGAACAUGUAAAAUACGCUGGUGAAAAUAUUGUGUCUUUGCUCACCAUUUUAUUUAAUGCAAUGAUCGCAAAUGUAUAUAUACCUGAGAACUUCUGCUUAGGGAUCUUACUGCCAUUGCUCAAAUCUGGUAACAAAGAUUCUCUUAAUAAGGAUCACCAUCGUGGGAUAACUCUUAUGACAAUUUUUCGUAAGAUUUUUGAUAAUAUUGUUCUUUGGAAAAUUACUGGUGUACUGCAAGGUCGCAUACCGCAAUUACAAGGUGCGUCUAUUAAAGGUUGCUCAUCCUUGCAAACAUCUCUAAUAGUGCAAGAAGCCAUAUCUCAUCAAGAAAAUGGCACAAUUAUGGCUUUAAUGGACAUUAAAAAGGCCUUCGACAGUACAUGGAUACGAGGCCUGUUCCAUAAGUUAUAUAAUUGUGGUAUAAAUGGUUUAUGUUGGAGGCUCUUGUAUCAAUCAUAUAACAAGUAUAAAUGUAAGGUUUUUGUAGAUGGUAUUUUAUCGGAUACUUUUCCUGUUAAUAGAGGUGUUCACCAGGGCGGGAUAUGUUCUAUGUUUCUCUACCAGUUCUUUAUAGCAGACCUUUUGCAACAACUGGUAGAUUCGGCAAAAGGAGUAAGAAUUGGUGAAACGUCUGUAGCAUGUCCAGCAUACGCUGAUGAUAUUGCCUUAAUUGCAAACAAUCCAGAAAAUCUAAAUGCUCUGUUGAGCAUUGCUGACAUGUAUAGUAAAAGGUGGAGGUUUCAGUUUCAUCCAGGUAAAUGUGUAGUGCUAAGGUUUGGUACAAACAAAAAUGCUUUUUGUGAAUGCAAAUUAGGAGAGAAUAUUCUAAAAAUAGAAAAAUCUGCUACGCAUGUUGGCAUACCUUUAGGCAAAAGCUCAGAGCAUGUAUCAAAUUUGAUUUCACGCAGUAAAAGAAAAUUCUUUUCUCUGCUUGGUUUAGGAGCAAAUGUAGGAGGCUUAAAUCCUCUGCUAGCUUCCAAGUUAUACUGGAGUUUUUGCUUCCCAACAAUGACGUAUGGCAGCUCUGUAACGCAAUAUUCAAUAACCGAAAUUGAGUCUAUGGAGGAUGCACAUAGAUCCAUUGGCAAGAGAAUACAAAGCUUCCCAGUAAAUACCCCUGACCCGAUGGCGAUAAAACCACUCGGAUGGCUUUCAGUUCAAGCGCGAAUCGAUGUAGAUCGCCUUAUGUUCAUCUGGUUCGUUUUAUCGUUACCGGUACAAUGUAUUUAUAAAAUUGUAUGCAUUUAUCGACUGUUGAGUAUAAUCCACAUUGGAAC
Molecule: messenger RNA, 4512 nt
Organism: Owenia fusiformis
Lineage: Eukaryota; Metazoa; Annelida; Polychaeta; Sabellida; Oweniidae
Source: the annotation of a GenBank genome assembly